Messenger RNA from Saccoglossus kowalevskii, 711 nucleotides. Its product is annotated as tyrosine-protein phosphatase non-receptor type 11-like. The record is from RefSeq and is a predicted model, not a curated record. Lineage: Eukaryota; Metazoa; Hemichordata; Enteropneusta; Harrimaniidae. Gene Ontology annotation, biological process: positive regulation of ERK1 and ERK2 cascade; protein dephosphorylation. Gene Ontology annotation, molecular function: receptor tyrosine kinase binding; cell adhesion molecule binding; non-membrane spanning protein tyrosine phosphatase activity. Gene Ontology annotation, cellular component: cytoplasm.
GACUGUGAGAUAGACAUUCAGCGUACCAUACAAAUGGUGAGAUCACAGAGAUCAGGAAUGGUGCAGACAGAAGCUCAGUAUAAAUUUGUAUACAUGGCAGUCCAACAUUAUAUUGAAACAUUACAACAGAGGUUACAAGCUGAGCAAAACAGUCUAAAAACUGGACGUGAUUACAAGAAUUUAAAGAAGUCAGCGGUGGAAGCAAGCGGUGAUGUCUAUCAAAAUGUUGGUGACAUGAGGAGUAUGUCUAGACCAUCAAGUACUCUACAGAAAUAGAUGCAACUAUCUCAUUAAUAUUGUUGUCAUGGUAGCAAUUGUUACAAAUAUCAGCCAAGAAAAAUUAUGUAACUAUAGUGCCAAGAUGUAUAUUUUGAAGUAAUUUCUUGAUAUUUUAGGUUGUAGAUAAAUAUUAAUAGCAACAUAGAAUUGUAUAUCUUUUAUUGUGAGUCUAAGUGAAUACUGAAAAUGUAUGUUAGUGAUUUUUUGAAAUGAAAUGAACCAAAUUUGUUGAAAUUGAAGAAGAUGGCCUGCCAUGUUCCUUCUACACAUUUCAUCUUAAGAAUACGAGAGGUUUUUAUCCCUGGGACAACAUACAUACAAUGUAAUCAACCUUCAAAGACAAACAAAAUCUACUAACCAAGUGUGUUCACAAAUCUAGCUUAAUUUAGUUAGCAUUCAUUAUCUCAAUAUAUGCUAUAUAUAUUAGCCAGG